AUGUCCACGACAUGGUCCAAACGGGUGGUCCAGACGUCUCCAGGACCUGCGGGACAUGAUUCUGAGGAUGAGCAGCUCGAAUCAGCACAGUCGGACUGCAAGAAGGGCAUGCGAAUCAACGACAUUGCAGCUAUUUGUGAUGUGCCAGCUGCUCAAGUCGUGCUGCUGGGGCAGGACGAUGAGUGGAGUCGAAUGGUCAAACGUUUGACGAAGGAUCCGGCAGAACUUUGCUGCUGCAUCUCCCAGGAGCUCUUCGAAAAUCCUGUGGUGGCGGAAGACGGCAACACCUAUGAGAUGCAGUACAUUCAGAAGUGGCUGGCGGAGGAGAGCCGGAGUCCUUUGACAGGUGCGACACUCAACAAACCGGUGCAGCUCCUUCGGAACCGGGACAUGAUGUCGAGAAUCAUCUCUUUCAAGGAGGAGAUUGUCGCAGAAAUUCUUUCGAUUGCACCUCUUCUGCUGAAAGCGGAGUUCUUUGAGGCCCUUGAACGUUUGCUGCAGAGAGCGGAGUGCUUUGUGAGGCCUCUCUUUGUCAAUGAUGAUAAUGAUGAUGCAUCAGCCCGCAAGAAGCUGCUCAGGUUGCUAACGAUCAGGAUGAGGAUGCCUCCCACAGAUGAAGUGCAUGCAGCAAGAGAAGAGGUUCACAAGCUGCUUGAUCAAGUGGCAGAUCGUCAUAUCGAAGCAUUGCUAUGUGGAAUCGAAGAGUCGGAGCUUCGCGGCUUGCUUUGCAAAGUUGAAUGCGACAUGCUAGAAAGCCUUCACAGCAAGAUGAAGGCAUCAAAUCAUAUCUGCAGACAUUGGAUCGACCACGAGCUAGCCUGCAGACUUGCAACUUUGCUAGGGGAAGAUUGCUGUUUCGAGGAGCUUUGGCAAUUGCUGGAAAAUGGCAAUGAUCGGCGGUUCCAGCAGCUGUGGGCAAUGCUGGUCCAAAAUUGCCAUCAUGAUGGGCCAUUGAACUGCUAUCAUGAGCAGCAACAGUGGGCAAAGGCUGCAGGAGUUGUAUUGGCAACGUGUGCAGACAGAGUCAAAACCCCUCUCCAUCAGCUGGACUUGGGGGUACUGAACCAUGCUCACGGCUUUCUCAACAAGCACAAGCAAGCUCUGGAUUUUGCAGAGAGCUUUUUUAGAUAUGACUUUGGGAUUGCUGAUGAAGAAGUAUGGCCUCCAUCACCAUCAGCAAGGAUAGUCAUGGAAUUGGCAGAGCGCAGCUGCCAACAGGAAGAGAAACUCCAAUUGCUACUGAGGGCAUACAGGAUUUGUGCCUCUGAUGCAUUGAUCCGAAGAGCCUUGCUAGAUGCAUUUCAUUGCCAGUUCUUGGAUUCAGAUAGCCCAAGUGCCUGCACCACUGCCGAUGUUGAAGAGUUGUACCUUCAACUGAUCUCGCAGGAAGAAAGAACGAUUCCUAUGGAUGUCAUUCACAAGCUCUCUUUCAAGGAAUCCUGCCUGCAGCAUUUCAAGGGAGACCUUAUGCUUUUGGCAAAGCAACUUCGCCAAGCAGGUAGAAGUGCUGAUGGAGGUCGUGUCGCAGUGAUGUUGGCACAACGUCUUGCCAAGGAUGGCGAGAAUGAAAGGGCAGAGGAUGCUUUCUUCUUCGCCUUUCGUUUGGAUCCUGCCAAUUCUGAUGCAGCUAAUGGCCUCUGGGAUUUUGCACAGCUGGUGAUUGCGACAAAGAAAACUGGGAAUAGACUGCCAAGCUGUGGCCCCAGAAUCCUCAGUGAGAUGGUCGAGUCCCAGAAGUUGCUGGAGUGGAACUUGAGUGAAAAAGACUUCACGAAGCUCAAAGCUGAUGGUAUGGACAGCCAAAAGUUCCGAAUCUCCAGAAGAGUCAUAGCUUGGAUGAGCAUCUUCCCACAAGAACCAUAUCCAAAAUGCAUUCUCAAUCUCAAUCGAGCUGCGGAUGUGAAGUUGAGGGUGUUAGUAGGGAAUUCGACGCAGGAUGUUGAGAUUUGCAACGGAAUGAAAUUCCAAAGCUUCUACCUUGGUAGCCAUUCUGACCUUUCCGACCGCAUGACUGUUUACUCACUGUGA
This is a messenger RNA of Cladocopium goreaui, 2028 nucleotides long. NCBI's taxonomy places the organism in Eukaryota, Dinophyceae, Suessiales, Symbiodiniaceae. The record is from the annotation of a GenBank genome assembly.